AUGCAACGAAUUGCAACAGUGCGCUCUUUGAUAAAAAUUCCUCGGGACACUGUGAAUUGGAAGAAAUUUGCGGCUGCGAAAGGGCGAGGAGGACAGCAUGUGAAUAGAAAUGACACUGCCGUGGAAGUUAGAUUCAGCAUCGAUGAAGAGUGGAUAUCCGCGGCGGACAGAAGCGUCCUCAAAAGAGAUUUUGGGCACUUGAUUUCGAAAAAGAGCGAAAUUGUGCUGAUAGAAAGCAAGCAUCGAGAGCCGCUAAGGAACUUUGAAAAAGCGCUGCGAGACUUUGAAGAAAAAGUGAAUCCAGCACUAGAGCAAGAAGAGAGCGAAAUAGCGCUCAAAAGAAAACGAUAUUUGGAGAACCACAAUCCGAAGAAAUUAGAAAAAGCCAACAAGAAACGCCUCAAAGAUAAAAGACUCAAGAAAUAUUCUAAAAACAUGCGAAAAAUAACACACAAGGACUUUCAAAAUGCUAGUUCGAUUCUUCAAAUGAUGAAGGGAAUUCUAGCAGUGCUUCUUAUCAAUCUAAAGCUGGGCGAUGGCUCGCCGGGUGACCGAAGCUUCAUAAAGGCAAAGAGAAAGUUCGCCCUCGACGACAAGGUGUUACUCUUCCAUGCUGUUGUUUGCUCCGUUGGCUGGAUAAUGUCGGCGCAAUUUCACGCUCGAGAGACGAAACUUUCAGAGAAAAUGGAUUACCUAGGCGCCGCCGCCAUCAUUUACUCCACCCUUUUCCUCUCUCUCUCGCGCAACUUUCCCCGGAAACGAAGCCAGAUUGGCAUGGCUGUUGCUGCGUGCUUUUAUUGUCACGUGUAUUCGAUGCGAAAUAGAAUCGAUUAUGGUCUGAACAUGAAGCUGUGCGUGUGCUUAGGGAUCAUCUCGCUUGCUUUAUGGGUACGCGUUUAUCUCAUUGAGAGAAGUGAAGCGCUUUUCAAAGUCACUUUGGUAUCGAUCGGCUCGGCCCUGCUACUCGGACUUGAAAUUUUGGACUUUCCUCCUCUUUAUCGGAUUUUUGACGCCCACUCGCUAUGGCAUUGUGGAACAAUGCCAGCUCCUUGGCUUCUUUAUCCAGCCCUCAUGGAAGACGCUUACGACCAGUUCCAGAAAUCCAAGAUCAAAUUGCCUUAA
Messenger RNA from Oikopleura dioica, 1122 nucleotides. The record is from the annotation of a GenBank genome assembly. Lineage: Eukaryota; Metazoa; Chordata; Appendicularia; Copelata; Oikopleuridae.